AUGGCAGGGCUGCUGCUGCUCCUGGGUCUGGCUUGCGCUGAACCUAAAACCUGGACCAAGGACACCACCCUGAGCCAGUUUGAGACUCUGAACAUCAUCGUCAAUGACUUCAACAACCAGUCGAAUGAGGAGUAUGCCUUCCGUGUUCUGGACGCUCACCCCCGGCCAGACUGGGACCCAACGUUUUCAGAUCCACAGUUAGUGAUCUUCACCAUCAGAGAGACAGCGUGCAGAAAGAAGAACCUCACCCUUGAGCAGUGUCCCUUCAAGGACAAUGGGAAAGAGAAGACAUGCUGGGGGCAUGCCAAGCCUGUUGAUGAGGGCCUCCAUGUGAUGGUCAGCUGUCAAUCUCAGAAGUCUGGAGAGCCCUGA
This is a messenger RNA of Lepus europaeus (European hare), 372 nucleotides long. Its product is annotated as lutzicidin-like. The coding region runs from base 1 to 372 and encodes 123 amino acids. NCBI's taxonomy places the organism in Eukaryota, Metazoa, Chordata, Mammalia, Lagomorpha, Leporidae. Gene Ontology annotation, biological process: defense response. The transcript has 4 exons. The record is from RefSeq and is a predicted model, not a curated record. Gene Ontology annotation, cellular component: extracellular region.